Cucurbita moschata (crookneck pumpkin) is the source of this 1509-nucleotide messenger RNA. RefSeq lists its product as uncharacterized. NCBI's taxonomy places the organism in Eukaryota, Viridiplantae, Streptophyta, Magnoliopsida, Cucurbitales, Cucurbitaceae. Gene Ontology annotation, molecular function: nucleic acid binding. The transcript is spliced from 4 exons. The record is from RefSeq and is a predicted model, not a curated record. Bases 240 to 1304 code for a protein of 354 amino acids.
CCCCCCCCCCCCCCAUCUGCUCGGUGGGAUACGAAAGAGGGUUUCUUUUCCUCUCUCUCUCUCUCAAUCUUCCUCCUCCUCCUCUGAUGCUAAGGAUUAAACCCUUUUCCUCUUCCUUCCCUCUUCCCUUUCUUCUUCUUCUUCUUCUCUGACCCAGAAGGGGAAGAAGAAACGCCUCUAAAAAUCCCAGCAGUUUCAGAGUCCUGUGCGUUUAAUACUACAGAGACCUCUCCUCUUCCAUGGACACAGCUUCCUUUGAUGUCGCCCCACAAGGGUUCAACGGCAUAGACUCAAUGGUCGACCCCUUCUUGGUGGAGGCUCUCCAGAAUCCUCGACAUCGUCUCACCAUUUUACGAAUGGAGCUUGAUAUCCAGAAGUUUCUGCAUAAUCCGGAUCAGCAGCAUUUUGAGUUCCAGCAUUUUCCUACAUCAUACCUUCGACUUGCUGCUCACCGUGUUGCUCAACACUAUGGCCUUCAAACCAUGGUUCAGGACUCUGGUGUAGAUGGUUUUGGAAAUAGGAUCUUGGUUCGUAAAACAGCGGAAAGCAGACUCCCUUCUGUGCAUUUAUCUGAAAUACCUGCAAAGCAAUUGGACAAUGAGAAACAUGAGCAGGUCAAAAUUGUUAUCAGACCCAGGCCUAACAAAAUGUCUGAAAUUUCUGCCAAUGAUGGAGGUCUCAAACAAAGUUCUGUCAGGAGCGUGGAAGAGAGAAAGGAGGAAUAUGAUAGGGCACGAGCUCGAAUCUUCAGCUCCCCAAGUAGCCCUGAAUUAGAUGAUACAACAUCUCAGGCCCCAUCUGAAGGAAAGUACGUUUGCUCGAACAGGGAUGAGACUGAAGGCUGUAGAACUUUGGGUAUUGAUUUGGAAAAAUUUAAUGGCAGGGAUGCCAUGACUUCUCGGGUUGCCAUUUUCAAAGAUAGGGAAAAGGAUCGUAGCGACCCUGAUUAUGAUCGCAAUUACGAUAGGUAUAUUAGGAACCUUCCAAUCAAUCAAAACUUUAGCUUGGCGCCCUUUGUUAUGCCUAAAAUUCAGCCUCCAUUUGUGCAAUACGAUUCGGGUUAUUCUCUCAUGGGUCAUAUACCUGGAACUCAAGCUUCAGUUAGCUAUGGGCCUCAUCCGAGUCCUGCUGUAAGCCCUUUCUGCACAGUGGGUUUAAACCAAACAUCUAGAGAUGCAUCUUAUGAACAGUGGCAGAGUGCUGCAAUGAUGUAUGCCCAUUCGUACAACCAGCUCAGGCAUUCUGCUUUUCAGGCCCCAUUCAUCCAGCAACCCCUCAGCUUUGACUAUUCACAAAACCAUUAGACAAUGAGGAGUUUAGGUGAAAAAAAAAAAACAGUUUACAACUAGAUUUUGUACCUGUAGGGGUUGCCUUUUACUCUGCUUUGACUGCUUGGAACUCAGUUCUAGUUUGUGCCUCUUUUGUUCUUCAUUUGGAGCUUUAUUCUAAGAAUCUGUAAGGAUUGAGGAGUUUCUGAUAUCAUUCCAUUAGCUGAAUUUCUUCAUCUCA